CAAGUUGAUAGAUAAUCAAUGUCCACCUUCCAAAUAUUCAACGCAAACACAAUUCAUCAAGUCCUUCCAAAUAUUCAUUACAAUACAAAUGGUUUUAAGUUCAAACUAACAUGAGAAAGGUAACCAAUAUCUAAAUUCCAAGCAUAACUUGUAGAAACUCCAACGGUCUUGCUUCUUAGCUCUUCACUCUUGGACAAUUGAGACCUUUGAAUUCAAAAAUAGUACAAUAAACAUGAAACAAAACAAUGAUGGUUAGUGAUUAAUAUGUAUAUAGCUAAUUACAAAUAACCAAGUAGAAUAAAAUCUCAACUUCUUACCUCUAAAGUCAUCAAUCAUGCAUAGAAACAUCGGAAUUCUCACCACAAGCACUACUAGAUGCACAUGCACUACCAUCGUUCCUCCUUCCACUUGAACUUGGUAAAUUGGAAGUCGAGGUAGAUGAAACAAGAUUAUCACUUAUGGAGAUUACAUUCAUCAACUUGUCCAAUUCUGCAUGAUUAAAAGGGCUCAAAAUUAGUCAUGCCAUACAAAUUAAUCAUGUUUUCAAAAUGUAAAGCUAGAUUUGAGACUUUACCUUCAUCUAUUUUCUUGACCUCUUUUGGAUCCUCCUCGGCUGAUGGUGGUGCAGAAUCACCACGAAUUCAAUCUGAGCUACAAAUUAAAGCCUCCACAAUUUUAGGAGUCAAUGAACUUCCGAAAUCAUCUAGAAUCCUCCCACCAACGCUAAAGGCAGAUUCAGAUGCAACGGUAGAGAUUGAGACCGCUAAAACAUCCUUAGCCAUCGUGGAAAGGGCUGGAAACCUCAAGUUGUUAACCUUCCACCAACCAAGUACAUCAAACUUGAGCACCAUUGGUUCGUCUUCCUCACAAAGGUAUUUCUCAAUCUCGGAUUUGUUUACCGCCCCUACACUUUGCUCUCUAUGCUUUUUGUAUUCAGCAAGUACAUCAAGCUCAUCCCCAUCACCCUCCUCCACAAUUGGGGCCAAAGAAGUAUAGGCAUUCUUGGAUUGUUUCAAAUUCCAAAGUUAUUCAUAGUGAGCAAAUAGAUCAACAAAGCAGUUAAACAGAUUCUAGACACACUUGCUAUUAAACAAAUAGCAAUCUCAAUUCUCAAAUAGCAAUCUUAAGUUUUUGAAUAUUAAGAACCUACCAACACAUGGACAUCCACACCCUCGUUUGGAAUCUGUUGACUGUCGGCGUCGGUGAAGCUGCCGGUGGUUUUCUUUGGCAUUCGACUAGUGGUCAUGUUUCAAGGAGACGAGUGAGUGGUACUGUCGACGGGAGCUGGGUGUCUAUCGACGGGAGCAGGAUGGCUGUUGGGUGUCGGCGGGAGCCGGGAGAGUUUGUGAGUGACUGGGUGUGGGUGCCGUCGUGCCGACUGCCGGGUGGGAGUGGGAGGGAAGCGGCGGCCGGCGAGUGGCUUGGCGAACUGGCGAUGGGAGAGAUGGAUGAAUGCUGAGUCGCAGAGAGAGGUCGAGAGUCGAGAUUGGGAUUCCAGAAUCGGGAGAGGCCGUCUGGACUCGGUGUCGGGUCGGGCUCGGGGAGAGGCCGACAGGCCGCCGGGGUUGGGGGAUGACGAGAUGGCCGACGGACGACGCAGACGGGGACGCGGCAGAGCAUAUGUGGGGUUUCCACCUUUUUGAUUUCGCCUCUCUGCUGGCUGACGGCUGCUCCUGGCUACGUAGGGUUUCGAAUUCAGCAUUCAGUAUCAGCAAGCCUUAGUGUUUUUCGGAUAGGAGAAGGAGAGUGGGCUGACUGGCUGUUGUGGCAGGUUUGGGCUUGGCCGUUUGGGCUUUAGUUGGAUCAAGUAGGGAGUGGGCUGACUGCUGAGGUUUGAAAAUAAUUGCAGAUAUUAUCC
Molecule: messenger RNA, 1858 nt
Organism: Linum trigynum
Lineage: Eukaryota; Viridiplantae; Streptophyta; Magnoliopsida; Malpighiales; Linaceae
Source: the annotation of a GenBank genome assembly